Ostreococcus lucimarinus CCE9901 is the source of this 1182-nucleotide messenger RNA. RefSeq lists its product with no specific name. Bases 1 to 1182 code for a protein of 393 amino acids. Gene Ontology annotation, cellular component: precatalytic spliceosome; U4/U6 x U5 tri-snRNP complex; U4 snRNP. Lineage: Eukaryota; Viridiplantae; Chlorophyta; Mamiellophyceae; Mamiellales; Bathycoccaceae. The record is from RefSeq and is a predicted model, not a curated record. The transcript has 2 exons. Gene Ontology annotation, biological process: mRNA splicing, via spliceosome; spliceosomal tri-snRNP complex assembly.
AUGGACGGCGCGACGACGACGGCGUCGGGAAAGCGCGCGGGGGCGAUCGACGAGGGCGCGGAGGCGCUCGUGGUGGAGUGCAACGCGCUCACGGUGGAGGUGGACAACGAAGUCGCCGUCGUGCAUCAGUACAUUAAAGACAGGUAUAAGAGUAAAUUCCCAGAGUUAGAGUCCUUGGUGCUGCAUCCGAUCGAUUACGCGCGAGUGGUGAAGGCGAUCGGGAACGAGAUGGACAUGAUGGGGGUGGAAUUGGACGGCGUGUUGCCGUCGGCGACCAUCAUGGUGGUGAGCGUCACGGGAUCGACGACGUCUGGACAACCGCUGAGCGAGAGCGAUUUGGAGAAGACUUUACGCGCGUGUGAUCGAGCGUUAGAGCUCGAUGAGGCGAAAAAGAAGAUGUUCAACUACGUCGCCACGCGCAUGGCGGACACGGCGCCAAAUUUGAGCGCAGUAUUGGGAAGCGACAUCGCGGCGCAGCUCAUCGGCAUCGCCGGCGGCUUGCACGCUCUGUCGAAAAUGCCGGCUUGUAACGUCCAAGUUUUGGGGUCUAAGAAGAAGGCGACCGCGGGCAUGUCGAGUGCAUCGGCUGUGCGAGCGGGAGAUUUGCACGCUGGCUUCAUUUACGACUGCGACAUUAUCCAAAAGAAGACGCCGCCCGCGUGGCGAAGCAAGGCGGCUCGUCUGAUUGGCGCAAAGUGUUCGCUUAUGGCGCGCGUCGAUGCGUACGGGGAGUCCCCGGACGGUGCCACUGGGAAGAAGUUUGCCGAAGAAAUCAUGAAAAAAAUUGAAAAGUGGCAGGAGCCGCCUCCCGCGCGAACGGCGAAACCUUUACCCGCGCCUGGAGUCGAGCAAAAGAAACGCCGAGGCGGUCGCCGCGCGAGAGCGCUCAAGGAAAGAUACGGUCUCACGGACAUGCGCAAGGCGGCGAAUCGCGUGAAUUUCAACGAAGUCGAAGAAGAGGCGGCCAAGCUCAUCAAGACGGAUAACAAGGGCGGAAAAUCCACGUUUGCUAGCACGGCUGGGACGUCCGGGAUGGCAUCUAGCCUGGCUUUCACGCCGGUCCAAGGAAUUGAACUCGUAAAUCCGAACAGAACGGCAUCGGAUGGUCCAGUCUCUGGCACCGACAGCGUCUUCUCCGAGCGCCGCGGCUUUUCAAACGUCGCGCGACAGCUCAAGCGAUAA